Neocloeon triangulifer is the source of this 4136-nucleotide messenger RNA. Its product is annotated as zinc finger protein 335-like. The record is from RefSeq and is a predicted model, not a curated record. Gene Ontology annotation, biological process: regulation of DNA-templated transcription. The transcript has 8 exons. Lineage: Eukaryota; Metazoa; Arthropoda; Insecta; Ephemeroptera; Baetidae. Gene Ontology annotation, molecular function: RNA polymerase II cis-regulatory region sequence-specific DNA binding; DNA-binding transcription factor activity, RNA polymerase II-specific. The coding region runs from base 293 to 3613 and encodes 1106 amino acids.
CGAAGCUCUGCCGAACUAGAUUGAAAGAGGAUCGGGCAUCGAGCACUAAAAAUCAUCAGAAAAACAACCCUCAACCUUAAAUUAAUUAGACAAUUGGAGUAAUUCUUUCUCUUACGAAAGACCGCCUCCGUGAUGUCGGCAGGCUGUUCAAUUUCUGCCAACCUCCCCUAACGAGAUUAUGCGCAGCCAUCCAGUCUCGAGCCUGCCGCACAGCGCAUAAACACAGGCAAUUUUUAUUGUUUGAUGGCUACACUGGUGCGUUUUAGCUAAAGCGCAGACCGUAAACUUCACAAUGAAGGUGACCAAGGAGUCUCUGGAGGCAAGCCAGAAGGCCAUGCGCCGUCACAGCAACGUUGGGCUGCACAGCGGCUGUGAGGAGGACAUCAGUGACGUCCUGGUGUCGCAGGCCGACACGCACUCGGUCACCUCUAUGCUUUUUUCAGAUGGAAUUCUGCGUCAGGCCCUAUUGUCGCAAGACUUGGUGAACUUUUCGACACCUGACGAUGAGAAGCCGAAGGGCCCAGACACUGGCCUUGUGAUGGUCAAGUCUUCAGGACCUUCCUUGCCGCCUAUGUCUGAACUGUCUCGUCCAGUGGCCAACCUUAACCAUCUGGAGCCACCGACAGGGCCCAUCGACCCAGAGGUGUUGUUGGACGAGCUUCAUGACGAGUUCAGCGAUGGAUACAAACUGGCUUCCCCUGUGUUGCUUAAUGGAACUAUGAGCUCUUUGCCACCCAUCGACGAUGUCCACAAGGCAUCUGGUGGCUUAUUGACUGAUAGAGAUCAAUUGAUUGGCGCAUCUACAAGGGAUAAGAACAUCUUCCAGCCUCCCUCAUCACCUUUGCAGGCAGAGAACGACGUUGCUGGAUCCCUGCUGUUGUCCAGCUCCCGAGGACCACUUCCAACCAUGUCCAGCAGCCAAGUUUCAUCUCUUUUGUCAGCACUCAAUUCAGACCUGUCUAACCCAGAGCUAGAACUUUCACCACCCAGAAAACUCAACGAAUCUUUGGAGAAGGUAAGGCUGGUUGAUCUACUAAUAACUCCAGAGAGAGUCUCCACCUUGACCCAGACGGACAGUUUAGAUGGAAUAGAUGGUCUUAUUCCUCUGUCGACUCCCGAUGAUAAAUCGCCAAUGAUGAACAUUAUGUUUGCACGCUUUAAGGAACCAGAUCCCCAAGAGCAACCACAACAAACUGCUCCCCCAAAUCUGACACCCCCACCGCCUCCAGCUGCGCCCCCUGUUAAGCAAGAGAAGCCAAAAAAGAAAGCUAAACCCAGGACUAAAAAAGUCGUCCAGCCACCACCGGCUCCUCAAGAAAGUACGACAGCCGAGAGAGUAUUUUGUUUCAAGUGCUCUUCAUGUCCUUUUCUAAGCAUGGACAGAGAGGGUGUGGACAAGCACAUUAAAGCAGAGCACUCGUCUAACAAAAGCAGUCAGCAACAGCAGCAACAACAACAAUAUAUGUCUGAACCAAUCAACCAAGAACUGAGGUGUCCAGGCUGUCCAAAUAUUUUCUUUAGUCCAGAUUCACUUAAGGUUCAUUUAAUUCAUGACCAUCGAGUAGAUGAGAAAGACACCCCAAAAAUAAUCAACUGUCUUCGAAUUGUGACAAGCAUACCGAUGCAGCAACGAUCUGUAGAAGUGCGCACUGUUGAGCGACAGCCAGAACCAGCACCCCUGAUUCUCAAAGAAUCAUAUAGUCCUAAACCUGAUCUUGAAGAACCCAAAAGACAGCCGUCAAAAUCAGUACGAAAAAAGGACGUGUCUAAUGUUGAGGUUUACACAGACGACGCUGGAAAAAUCAAAGUCAGGCCCAUUGGCAGCACUCCCACUCCAGUCGCAAUUGAUCCAGCUGCUCCAGAGACGUCCAGUGGCUCAGGAGGAGAUGCUUGCGAGAGUUCAGACUUAGAGACUGUAGAAGACGAGGAUGAAAAGGAGUGUGCUAAGAAGAAGGGCAGACCCAAGGGCUCAAAAAGCAUUGGCAUCACAGCUUUCAAGAGACAAAAUCCAUCUCUUCGUCUAGGAGAAAAAGAGCUUGGAUAUCGCUGCUCAGUAUCUGGUUGUGCCACUAGAAUGAGGUCUCACGACAAAAUCGAGUAUCACAGAAAGUGUCACGAAGCCCCAGGCAAUGAAGAGGGCGAGUUUGUCUGUCCCGAGUGCCAAUCUCACUACAACCAGUGGCGAGUUCUCUCCAUGCACUUGUGGAGAUCACACAGCAUAGACAUGGAACUCUACAACUGUGACAAAUGUGAAUUCAAGACUAAUAGUCAUAGCAUGCUGGUCAAUAUUCACAAAAGAAUUCAUGGCGAGGAGAAACCUUUUCUUUGCGACGUCUGUGGGAAAGGAUUCAAGACUAACAAACAGCUCCGGAAUCACAGGGUCAUUCAUACAAAUGGCACUCGACCACGUCCAGUCCAUGGUGGUGUGUGCGACAUCUGCGGUCGAAAGUACACUGACAAACGAAUGCUGCGCAUGCACAAGGACACUGUGCAUGCCAAGCUGCGUCCUUACCUGUGCAACUACUGUGGAUACUCAGCUUCAUCGCGCUCUACCUUGAAGAUGCACAUGCGGCAGCACACGGGAGAAAAGCCAUUCGCCUGCACUUACUGCGACUACCGAACGUCUGACCAUAAUUCUCUGCGCCGUCAUCUGAUGCGCCACUCUGGUCAGACCAAGUAUCAAUGCCCGCACUGCAACUACGCUUGCAUUCAGUCCAGCACCUACAAAGUCCACUUGAAAACAAAACAUCCUGGCUUGGAUGAAGGACUGCUCUUUUCCUGCCCAUACUGUUCCUUCCGGACUAUUAAAAAAGAGAACUACGACACCCACGUUGUUGCUCACGAACAGUCUAAAGAUGGCACCAUACCUGAGGUGGAGAUGUUUGACAAAAAGAAGAAAACUCCACAGUCGCAAGCUGUUUGUAACUCGAAACUUCCUAGUUCGGCCGAAUUGGCAAAAGCUGUUCUCAACGAUUGCAAACUGAAAGCUACCAAAAAGACUGACGAGACCAAAAAUUCUCAAGCAAAAUCCGAGCCUAAGAAGAAAAGGAUGCCCCAGAAGAGACCCGCUGUGCCAAUUGAGUCUGCAACAACACCAGUGGUUGCGAAUUGCAAAGCAUUUAUUAUGAAUGGCAACGCAAAAGGGGCUGCAAAAACUGCGACGACUACACGGCCUGCAGUGAAACUGCCAAUGACUUGCCUACCGCAGACUCCUGCCCCGUCAUUGCCACAAGUGUGCUCCAAUAAUUUUCUUGCGUCGCUCGACAACUAUUCUUCUGUUAACAGCCAAAAUUGCUUUGGAGUCGAGGAUAGAAGAUAUCCUCUUUUGUCAUCCCAGCUGAGAUUAACAAAUGACUCGAUAAACACAUCAAGCCCACUCAUAACGCUCCUCGAUGGAAGGCAGUUCCUUCAGGUUGCAUCAGCUGGUGAAAUAAUGAUGCCUGUGAUUUUAGCCCCUCAAGGACUUCAGCUGACUUUAUGUGGAUCCGAACCAGAACAAAUUACUGGAGACCUAAUCGAAGGCACUGGCGUAGCUGGUGCCUCUGUUGUGAUGAGCAGCGAUGUCUCGGAGAUCAAGUGCAAAAUAGCCGAAGAUAUGUCGAAAGGCAGCUAAGUGAUCACCAUUCCAGAGUGUAGAAAAAACUGAACUCUUUCAUGUGAUAAAUUCAUAGUGACAUUCUAAUUGUGCCCUUGCAGGCACUUAAUAUUUAUUGCAACUUGGUAUAAAGAAAAAAUCGCUCAACUGCAAUCUAUUAUGAUUCAUUUUUAAAGUUGGCGCAAAAGGUAUUGUGGCACAAUAAACUGCCCAGAAUUAAUUAUGUCUUUGUCACCAUUAGUUGUGUAGCUGUGUUUACCUAUAAUUUGGAUAUUUAAAUAUUUUAGAGCCAGCUUGAAACUUGCAACUCCUCGAAUUUGAGUUAAUUAACAUUUAAAAGUGAAUGAUUCUCAAUGCAUUUAAAAAUGAUUUAAUUUAAAUGAAGAUAAUUGUACAGCUCGUAACUUGUUAAAGAGUAAUAGUUUAAGUACUUAAUUUUCUUUGUCAAUAGUGAUGUUUAAUGAAUAUAUUUAAAUAAUGUUGAAAUGUUGUGUGCAUUUUACAUAAAAGUGAUGCAUUAAAUAAUGAAGUCAUGCCUCUA